AUGUCCAUUGCGGCCAUCGGGGCAAUGUCCAUCUCAACUAUGGCAACCAGGGAUCAGCCUAACCAGCCUACAGUGCCCAGCAACUUGCAGCUGCCGCCAUUGCCAAAGCCGAAUGUGCGCAAGAGGCUGCUGCAGGCGGCGACAGGCUUUUUACUUGGAAGUGCCGCUUCUGUUGCUUUUACUGCAACCACGAUUGGUAGCAUCUCCCUCCUGGACGACGACUCUGCCUUGACUUCGGUGUUAUCUGUGCUCGUUAUCGCGGAGUCGUGCGUAGCCUUUGGCUGUUGGCUUGCCAUCAUGCUUGUGGACCCUGGCACAGUCAAGAGGUCGGCAGAGACGACGGACCCUCUGCCCGCCAAGAUUGUGAGCCAGCUUGCGAGCGCGGAACCCAUGGACUCACUCCCCAUGCUUUUGGUUGAGGACGGGGAGAUCUUCUGCACACAGUGCCUCGUCUGGCGUAAGAAGACCACCUCCAAGGACCUCGCAGGUCUGGCUCACUGGACAUGCUGUGUGCCUCGGAGACGCUACGUGGAGCUUUGCGGGCACCAUUGCGAGGUUUGCCAGCGGUGUGUCCCGGCAUUCCAUGGUCACUCAAACAUGCUCGGGACGUGCAUCUCCAAUAGGAACAUCUACUUUCUAGCCGUGCUGCUGAUGAUGGGGGGGAUGGGCUUCAUGACAGCAUUGUGUUCCGUGUUCAUCGUCUUUUUCCAGCGCGACAAGUGA
Symbiodinium natans is the source of this 723-nucleotide messenger RNA. The record is from the annotation of a GenBank genome assembly. Lineage: Eukaryota; Dinophyceae; Suessiales; Symbiodiniaceae.